AUGUCUAAUUAUCCUCAGUAUAACUUUGAUGAAAAGCCUUCUUCUUCAUCAAAAAUACCAUUGAUUACAUUAGGUGCUAGGGUUGUAACACUAGCUACUCUUCUAGUGUCAUGGGGUGUGUUACAGACUAGUGAAGUUACUUUUGAAUAUGGAGGCAGACUUACCUAUGAUCAUUUUCGCACAUACAGCUAUACGUUUUUUGCUGUGAUAGCAGGAGCAGUCUACAAUCUAUUGCACAUUCCUUUUGCAAUAUAUUUCCUCAUAAGAAAGAAGCCUUUGAUAAAUCACAAGGUGUUUCGCCACAUUGAACUCUAUGGUGACAAGAUUAUAUUUGGCAUACUAGCAACAGGAGCUGGUGCAACAUUAGGUGCAACCAUGGAUUUACAAAAAAUUACUUAUAUUGACCAUAACUCAAAGUUUCAUGCUUUCUUGGACUUGAUGUAUAUUCCAGCUGCAUUUCUUUGGGCUGGACUUGUGAGCUCUGGAAUUUCUUCUAUCUUAUCAUCUUUGGGUCUCCAUAAGACUGAAUGA
Molecule: messenger RNA, 531 nt
Organism: Lycium ferocissimum
Lineage: Eukaryota; Viridiplantae; Streptophyta; Magnoliopsida; Solanales; Solanaceae
Product: CASP-like protein PIMP1
Exons: 3
Coding region: 1-531 (176 amino acids)
Source: RefSeq, a predicted model, not a curated record